UCCUGGUGGAUUCAAGGUUUUGCACACUUGAGGUAGACGGUGAUCUUCCUCAUUACACCCUUCCCUGCAUCAAGCUCCCACCCAUGCCACAUGUGGCUGCAUGUGGAUGACAGGGCUACCCACACGUGGAUGUAAUAAAACUCAUAAACAUCUGCUCCGAAGCACAGGGAAGAUUGAUGUCAGGUCAAAAUCCGGUUGCCAAACCUUUCCUGAGAAAAUAAUGACUGGUUUCAAAUGAUUGGUGAAAAAGGGUUCGUAAGCCCACCCCCAAAAUGUUGGGAACACUAGGGAGAUAACUAACGUCCCCACCUUUACGGGGAUGAAGGACAUGUGGGACAACAUAUCAACCAUCUAGAUUGUCCAUUAUAUUGAUACCACUAUUAACAACCCAUGGUGCAAAAAUCAGACAUAUUAGUUGAACUGAAGUGUACAAUCGAGUGGAGAACAAAUAGGUCCAAUCAUCAUCUCUACUAGGGUACAAUGUAUUGGGCUUGAAUAUGCUGGCCCCUUGGGAAUUCUUCGAGCUCUAGCAGAUGGAGCAAAACUACUUUUCAAAGAGAUCUUCUACCAUGUUGAGGAGAUAUUUGUCUAUUCAGUAUUGGAUCAUCUGUAGCAGUCAUAUCAAUUCUACUAAGUUAUUCAGUAAGAUGAAACAUCUAUUCAUUAGAUCCCACCAUGGAUUGUGUAUGGUUCUAGAAGCAAUUUGGUUAGAUGGUGCUAACCAUCUAACCUACGGUUUGCAUAGGGACAGACAAUUAUAACAAGAAGACCAGCAUUCAUCUGGUGGGCCACAUUGUAAAAAACAAUGAACAGCCUCCGAUCUGAUUCAAUACAUGUGUGGCCCACUUGAUGAGUGAAUCAGCCUGAUUUUUGUAGCAGGUGAUCUUUUCAUGGUGUGGCCAACUUUUUGCGUAGGUGGAUAAUGGACACACCUUGUUGGCACUGAUGCGGUAGUUGUUUUGUAACUUAGCAGCCUGACUAAUUGUCUUUAAGCAUUACUUAGGGUCACAUACACAUAUGAUGUUUGAAUUCGUGGAUCAUUCAAUACUUUGAAAGCUUUUAUCCAUGAUUCAACCUAAUGGAUUCCUAGAGUCUUCACCCUAUCCCAGAUGUUGCAUACACUGUUUUAUUGGAUCACAGUAACUAGUUCAAUGAGGGUGUGUUUGGAUGGGGUAAAAACAGCGGCUAACAGCAGAAAGGAAAUAAAAGUGUUUUGAUUAUCCAAUGAUGGAUUCCCAAGGGUUCUAUGGCACCAUUGAACCAUGGAUUCCGUUUUUGGGGAUGUUGUUUGGAUAGCAAGUAGUAAUCACAUUUUGUGAGACAAUACUCACCUUGUAUCUUCUUGUAUCUUGUGCUGGGGAAUUGACUAUGGAAAAGUGUAACGAUUACUACAUGGAAUCCACUACUAUUUUUGUUAUCUAAAUAUAGUGAAAUGCCCCAUCAUGGGAAAAGUUUUCCUUUUCCUUUAUUUUCUUUUGCUUUCCGUCAAUCCAAAGUCCCCAAGUGGAAAGGACCACAUUGCCAUUAACUGCCUUGGUCUACAUAAUAAGUAGCUCGUAAAUUGUAGUUACAUUCCUUUUCGGUCCAACUUGAAGGUAAGCUAGUUGCAAUUAGGAUACUAAUUAGCACUUCACUGCGAAUAUUUCCCUUCACUAUUUCAUCUUAUUUUAACUAAUGUUUUUGAAUGUGCAUCCAAAUGCUGGUAAAAUGAUUUUCUUAAUACUGAAGAACGGCUCCUUCGUUGAGGUUGGACAGAUCAAGUCAACAGGCAAGUCUUCACCAGUGAGUGGCUACAAUGAACUUUGCAUGUAAGGCCACAACCUAUACCUCAAAGUAGGCGUCACAUGCCUGGGUAUGUGGUAGCUUUGAACUAGUAAUAUCCUGUUCCAGAUCUAAUCAUGCAUACUGACGCAGCCAAUCCUUUCAAUGAUGAGAACUGUACCCGAAAGUACAUUAAUGAGGCUGUUAGUGCAGAGAAGCAGUUGUGGACAUUGAUCCACUCUAGGUCUCCAUUGGAUGUUGAUGUUCUGGAGACUCACCGGAAGGCCCGUUCUAGCUAUGAGAACACUGUCUUGUUUGAUCAUGAAUUUGCACAACUUCAUGAUAUUGAACAUGCUUUGUGGAGGCUCCACUACAAGCUUAUUGACGAAUUCCGCAAAAGGAUACAGGCAGAUGCUUUUAGCGGAGAUUGUAUAGACUUGGAUACACCCCAUGAGGCUGCUGUUGGGAAACCCAAGAGUGAUCAUCUUCUGGAAGGAUUUAGAACUUUCCUGUCAGAAGCUACUGAAUUUUACAAGGAAUUGAUUGAAAAAAUCAAAAAAAGAAAUGGGCUUGCUAAGGAACUUUCAAUUUUUAAGGAAGAUUGUUUCUCAAAUUUCCCAAUGUCAACAGAAAUGCAAAGAUGCCAAUAUUUAUGCCACCGAUGUUUAGUUUGCCUUGGAGAUCUUGCUCGAUACAAUGAACUCUACGGAAAUCGUGACAUUCAGAAUCGUAACUGGUCAGUUGCAGCCAACCACUACUUGAGUGCAUCAAUCCUCUGGCCAGAGAGCGGAAAUGCUCAGAAUCAGAUGGCUGUCUUGGCAAUAUACAUUGGUGAUGAACUCCUUACUAUGUAUCACUGUAUAAGGAGUCUGGCAGUUAAAGAGCCCUUCCUCAAUGCUUGGGAUAACCUUAUUUUAUUGUUUGAGAAGAAUAGAUCGUCUCAUUUAUAUCCCCUUUCUAAAGAGACUGCUACUUUUGAUUUUCUUAAACCAUCCGAAAGAAUUGCGACACAAGUAAAUGAAGCAUCUGGCAUUAAACAAUCAAACCACAAAAUGCCGGGAGCCAGUGAUGAUGUUGUUUCUUCUGAGGGGACAUGUUUAUGGAACCUUGCUGUUCGGAUGAUAAGCUUCUUGUUUAUUAAAUCAAGUUUGGAGGACUUCACUAGCAUCUUUUCCUCAUUUGUAAGUGAACUGCAAGCUUUAUUGUCACUUGAUGAUUCAAAACUAAAGGCAGAGCUGGAGUCCUAUCAGCACAUUGGACGCAAUGCUGCUAUCAUAGGUCCUCUCCGAAUGCUUCAACUCGUCUGUGCACUCAUUUUCUCUGUCCAUUCCUUGGGUGAAAACCAGAAGCUGCAAAGGCCAAAAUUCUUGGGGGAGAUAGAUCAGCCUGUCUCAGUAGAGCUGGCACUGACUGCAACUCUCAUAUGUAUUGGCCGUCUCAUGCAAAGAUGUGCUGCAGCUAGUCCUGUGCACCACAGUCCCCUCCUACCUGCUAUCCUUGUGUUUUUGGAGUGGCUCGUAGACUGGCCAGAUGUAGUAGCAAUCGAUGAGGCUGAUGAAAAAUAUGCCCGUGCAGUUGUUUACUUCUCCAGCACUUUUGUAGACCUGCUGAACAGAAUCAGUGAAAGUGAGGGGAUUAGCAACGGGUCUGUUAGUGCGGCUGAGUCUCCAUUUUACCGUAGUGCCCUGUGGGAAGAUUAUGAAUUACGAGGUUUUGCACCCAUUGCUCCUGGCCAUGAACCAUUGUAUUUCACGCGUGGUGAUGAUAAUGGCAAUCACCAUCAUCAUCAUCAUGCCCGCAUUCAUCGUAUCUUUGUUGCAGCUAUGAAGGCUGCGGAUAAUAGUAAUGGGUCUGUUGGAAUUCGGAAAUGGAUUUGUUAUGAAAAAUCUGAAAGAAAGUUCUAUACGGCACAAUCCAUGAAAGCAGACUUGUUGGAUAUAUCACCUAGUGGAUCCAUGAAAGAAAACAAACUGCAGGCUGAUGUGAAGAGUUCUUCCAAGUCGACACAUCAGAAUACGUGUGGCAACUCUAGACAUGUAGAAGAAGAAGAAGAAGAGAUUGUAUUCAAGCCUACUGUAAGAAUUUCUCCAGCACCACUUUGUGUUCCUGUCAAUGCGAAUCAUGAACUGUUCGUUGAGGGUCUGCACAAGCAAAUUUCAGCUUCUAGUGGAUGUGGAUCCUCGUCACUUAUUAGGCUCCAUUCAAACAUAGCCAUCACAAAUUCCAAUACAUGCAGUAAGACUCCCCUUGCCAAUGAUUCAGUAUCCAGCCCUUUGUUCCCUUCCGAUUUGAGCACUCCCUUCUGUUUUAGUGGACAGACAACAACAGACAGUUUAAGGUUUGGGAUAAUGGACAAUGGAACAGCUGGGCUACCAUCUCAACUAGACAGGGCCCCCUCUCUCAGUGCAUGGGGCCUUAAAAGAGACAAUGCCGAGGUUGCUGCAUUGGGAGAUGCACUGCGGGUGAAAAAUUCUAGUAUCAGAUGUAUUGACGGUUUGGGCAGUGAUGUCAAGGAAAUCUCUUCCGAGCACCUGGGUAGCAGCCUCCCAAUCAAUGGAGCCAUGGAAAGAUGGCAUGAAAGAGAGCUACCAACUUCAAAGGGAAACUAUGUCAUUGGUCAUGGAUACACUUCUUCUGGCAUUGCUGCACCUCCUUACUUGGCCCCACUGCCUUCUGCACCACCAUUAUCAAAUCUAUCAGAGGAUGGAAUCUCGUCAUCAUGUAAUGGUAAUGAUAUGAUGCAGCACAUUUUGGCAACUUCAACGAUGCUACAGGAUUCAAUGAUGGACAGGAAAGGCAUGCCAGGCUUUAUCGAUGCAUCCUCACCACAAGUAAACAACUACUUUCACUCGAAAUGGAUUAGAGCUCUUCAGGGCCCAUCCAUGUGUGAUUCUGGCCUUCCGGGGUACAAUAGAUAUACACCGCCAAUUUUCCCCGCAAAGGUGGCAGCAGAUGAUGGGCCAUGGCUUCACCGGCAAUGGGACAAUUUCCAUCAAGACCGCCUCCAUGAUCUGUUCUGGCCAGUAGGUAGAUUUCAUUUACCAACCCAUACUGGAAGGUUCCAAGACCUUGACGUUUCCAGGUUUCCCGCUUAUGAUAGUUGGGCAAUGAACUACAUGGAUGGCCCACCUUUGCAGCCUCAAGUCUAUGAUGCUGGUACUCAGAUGAUGGAUAGAUUUCAUCAUGGUGGUUACCAGGGAACAAGCUGUUAUGGCCAUGGUGGCAUGGUAGACGAAAUAUCAGAGAGGCAGCUGCUUCUGCAAUACCUCAAAGAGAAGGAGUGGGUCUUGCAGCAGCAAGGGCCCACUCAACUUAGAGGUUCCUCUUAAACAACUGAGAAUAUGAUAUCAAUAAUCCAAUCGGAAAGACGGGGGAGGCUACAUGUUCAAGCAAUAUCUUAGUUGACAUGUAUAUAUGCAUUAUAUGUAUAAACAAAACAGGUGACCGUUUCUGGUCAUGUAUUUUUACCACUGAAAAUUGCACUUUGAUUGAUAGUGUAGACAGCAACCAGUGUAAUUGGAUGUGUGGAUCUGGCCUAUGUGAACCAAGCCCUUGUAUGUCAGUAUCUGCAACUUUUUCUCAAACAGCAUGUGAUUGAGUACUGUA
This is a messenger RNA of Magnolia sinica, 5367 nucleotides long. Its product is annotated as nonsense-mediated mRNA decay factor SMG7-like. The transcript has 5 exons. Gene Ontology annotation, molecular function: protein binding; telomerase RNA binding; telomeric repeat DNA binding. NCBI's taxonomy places the organism in Eukaryota, Viridiplantae, Streptophyta, Magnoliopsida, Magnoliales, Magnoliaceae. Bases 1899 to 5090 code for a protein of 1063 amino acids. Gene Ontology annotation, biological process: nuclear-transcribed mRNA catabolic process, nonsense-mediated decay. The record is from RefSeq and is a predicted model, not a curated record. Gene Ontology annotation, cellular component: telomerase holoenzyme complex.